AUGAUUGUGUUCUAUACUCUCGUAUCAUUAUUCAUUUGUUUCUAUCGUCCGAUUUCUACAUUGUCCUGUUAUGACUGUGCAUCAACGUUUCCAGGAAAUAAUGUAUGUUUACCGGAAUGCUCUCAAACAACUCAGCUGAACAGUACGUGCUUAUUAACACGUGAUAUUCCCCUCGAUGAUGACUAUUCUGGAUCGGUACGUGCUGCUCAUAUUAAUAGUGAACCUUUUAUAUUCGAUGCAGUUGACAAAUAUUUCAUUUUCGGCGAAGAAGCAGUCUAUCAGAAUCCAUCUGUCGCUGUCAACUGGGAUUGGGAAUACGGGCCGAUUACAUAUGGAUGUGAUACUCCUGGCUGUAAUAAUCCGCAAUAUGUCAAUAGUUUGCCAAAUGCGUUAAAGGCACGGAUACCCAAUGAAACAUUGGAUCGACUGUUGACUGGCACUCUCGAUAGCAGUUGCUAUGUAUGUGAUGAAUGUCUUGACGAAGAUGUUUCAACGACCGACAUGUCUAGCUGCCAACCGACGCUUUGUCCUCAGCACACUUGUAAUUUUGUUGCUACACGCAGUUCAACAACAGGCCCAGCGCAAUGUGAUGGCGGAUGGCAUUUUACAAGCGGUUGCAUACUUUCUAACGAACCUGCGCAAGUUCAAAUGAGUAUUAUGUACUAUAUUCGUUCAAAAACGAAUGUUAUCUAUCAGUUGGAAGCUACCUGCCAUAGUGACAAUUGUAAUAAUUUUACAACAUUCCGACAACUUAAGAAUGCUGUUACUGUUGAUCCCGAUUUGACUUGUUUAACUUCUAUUACUACUACAACAUCUUCAUCAACAUCAUCAGUUUCAAUAUCUAGCACGACCAGCAGCAGUACAUCCUCUUCCUCAACAGCAACAGGUUCAACUUCUACUACGACACGCACAUCGUCGAGUGGUGGUGGUUCGACAUCAACAUCAACAACAACAUCAGCACCUAGUUCUGCUAAACAAGUAUUGAUUAAUGUGAAAUUCAUCAUUCUGACGUUUCUAUCAUUAUAUAUAAUUAAAUUUUAA
This is a messenger RNA of Adineta ricciae, 1041 nucleotides long. Lineage: Eukaryota; Metazoa; Rotifera; Eurotatoria; Adinetida; Adinetidae. The record is from the annotation of a GenBank genome assembly.